Messenger RNA from Pyricularia pennisetigena, 1821 nucleotides. RefSeq lists its product as uncharacterized. The transcript has 2 exons. The coding region runs from base 1 to 1821 and encodes 606 amino acids. The record is from RefSeq and is a predicted model, not a curated record. Gene Ontology annotation, molecular function: oxidoreductase activity; copper ion binding. NCBI's taxonomy places the organism in Eukaryota, Fungi, Ascomycota, Sordariomycetes, Magnaporthales, Pyriculariaceae.
AUGAAGUCCUUCGUUCGGUCACUCGUUCACCUUGCUCUGGGCGCAACUGCCCUCGCUACGCCUCUGAAGCCCGUCUCGGUUUCGCCUCGGCACUAUUCGCACUCGCUCUCUCCCCCGCUCUCUCCCUCGCUCUCUCCUCGUCAGGAGUGCCAGAACGGCCCCAACUCGAGGAACUGCUGGGGGAAAUACUCGAUAGACACCGACUUCUACAAAGUCGUCCCUGACACCGGAGUCACCCGGGAGUACUGGAUCUCCAUCGAGGAGAAAGAGGACUGCAACUUUGAUGGCUACAAGCGCUACUGCCAGGUCAUCAACGGCACCUCCCCUGGCCCCCUCAUCAGCGCCGACUGGGGUGACCACCUCGUCAUUCAUGUGACCAACAACAUGAAGAACAACGGCACGUCCAUCCACUGGCACGGCAUCCACCAGCGCCAGAGCGUCGAGUACGAUGGCGUCCCUGGUGUUACCCAGUGCCCCAUCGCCCCUGGCAAGUCCCUGACCUACAAGUUCCGCGCCACCCAGUAUGGAAGCACGUGGUACCACUCGCACUUUACCCUGCAAGCCGCCGAUGGUGUCGUCGGACCCCUGAUCAUCUACGGACCGGCUACCGCCAACUAUGACAACGACAUGGGUCUCCUCUUCCUGAGCGACUGGAUGCACAAGUCUGCCUUUGAGGGCUGGGCCACAUCUGCCAGCAAGGGUGGUCCCCCAGCUCCCGAGAACACUCUGAUCAACGGCACCAACACCUUCAACUGCGCUAACAGCACGGACGUCAACUGUGUCGGCGGCGGCAAGAAGUUUGAGAUGGUCUUUGAGCCCGGCAAGAAGCACCUGAUCCGCCUCGUCAACGUUGCUGUCGAUGCCCACUUUGAGUUCUCCAUCGACGGCCACGAGCUCACCGUCAUUGGCGUCGACCUGGUCCCCAUCAAGCCGUACAAGACCAAGACCGUGCAGGUUUCCAUCGCUCAGCGCUACGACAUCAUCGUCGAGGCCAACGCCACCCCCGGCAACUACUGGCUUCGCUCCGGCGCCGACUGCUCGCCCGCCACCGACCCCACCGCCUGGCGCAACGCCUCCACCGCCAUUGUCCGCUACGACGCCAGCAGCACCGAGGACCCGACUUCGACUUUGGACGUCGAGCGCAGCGGACGUUGUGGCGACGAGGAUGCCUCUCUCCUCGUCCCUCACCUGGAGCUCAACGUCGGCGAGAUCGCCGGCAUGACCACCCAGACCCUGGGCUUCAGCGCCACCGGCGACGGUAACGGCCACAACUGGUUCAUGUGGACUCUGAACAGCAGCUCUCUCGUCCUCGACUGGGCCCAGCCUAUCCUGAAGAAGAUCAUUGACCGCGAGCCCGUCUUCCCGACCCCGUACAACGUUGUCAGAGCUGAGAAGUCCACCGCCGCCACCGCCAACACCACCCAGUGGUUCGGCCUCGUCAUUGACAGCAGCUCCCUGGGCAUCCGCAUCGACCACCCCAUCCACGUGCACGGACACGACUUCUGGAUCCUCUCGCAGAAUUCCACCCCUUACACCAACACGACGACGCUCAACACCAUCAACCCGAUCCGCCGCGACACUGCCACCCUCCCCGCGGGCGGCCACCUCGCCCUCGCCUUUGAGCUCGACAACCCGGGCUCCUGGAUCGUCCACUGCCACAUCGCCUGGCACGCGUCGCAGGGCCUCUCGAUGAACUUUGUCGAGAGCCAGGGUUCCAUCGCCCUCGGCAUGGCCGACGAGAACAUUUUCAACCAGACCUGCAGCGACUGGAGCGCCGUCAAGGACUCCAUGCCCUUCCACCAAGACGACUCUGGUAUCUAA